ACUGUAAAUAGUGCUGUAAUGUUACAGUAUAAUUUUGUUGUUACUGUACAAUAUUUCGGGGUGAAAAUAUCAGGAGCAAGAGGAGAGAACCGCUGUGACCUUUAACCGAUUAUUUAGGUUUAGAAACGUUAUUAUUGCUGGUUUUUCCCCCCUAAAAGUUCGUAUUUUAUUUCGAGAUUGAGUAGCAGUAUUAUAUGGCUAAACAGCUUCAACAGUCAGCGGACCAAAUGGAGGACAGAGAUUCAGAAUGUCCUCACCCAAAUCGAGGAGGAAUCCUCCAACCAAGAUCUCUCUGCAAUUCUGGUCAUGAUGGCACAUUUCAAGGAAAAAUAAGAGGCUCUUUUCCUUUUGGCUGAUGCCAAGGUAGAAGAGGCGCGUGACCGUUUGAUGGAGGUGACCAGGUGUAACACUGAGCGAGUUCUCUGCAUGACGACUCUUAUGGACCAGAACCGAGAACUGGAGCGUAAAAUCAACGCUAGCCAGAGGAAAAUGGGCAACAAGUCCCAGGACUACAGGAGAGGUGUAGACCAGGUGGAGAUCCAGAGGCUCAAGCAGCUGGUGAAGACAGAAUCACAGCAGGCUGAGGCACUCCGGAGAGAGAUUGGCCUCCUGUCCCGUAAAGGAGGCCACGUCCUGCCCCCAGCCCCGGCUGCCCCCGAUCACCCCCUUGCCCAACCCCACAGGACGCACCAAAACCAGCACCCAAGGACCGGGGCGUCCCCUCAGCCAGGUUAA
Trematomus bernacchii (emerald rockcod) is the source of this 735-nucleotide messenger RNA. Its product is annotated as cilia- and flagella-associated protein 44-like. Lineage: Eukaryota; Metazoa; Chordata; Actinopteri; Perciformes; Nototheniidae. Bases 388 to 735 code for a protein of 115 amino acids. The transcript is spliced from 3 exons. The record is from RefSeq and is a predicted model, not a curated record.